This is a messenger RNA of Hevea brasiliensis (rubber tree), 1379 nucleotides long. Its product is annotated as tetraspanin-10. The transcript has 11 exons. The record is from RefSeq and is a predicted model, not a curated record. Bases 366 to 1163 code for a protein of 265 amino acids. Gene Ontology annotation, cellular component: plasma membrane; plasmodesma. Lineage: Eukaryota; Viridiplantae; Streptophyta; Magnoliopsida; Malpighiales; Euphorbiaceae. Gene Ontology annotation, biological process: auxin-activated signaling pathway.
AGAGAGAAGAGGAAACGAAAUUAGAUUGUGUUAAAGAUUUGCAGCUUUCAGUUAAAUAGGUGUCGUGUCCUGCGAUUAAACCAAUUGGCAAGCAAGAACCAUGUGCAACUGUCUUUUUUUGGACCAAAAUACCCUCGCACUCAUUCUCCUUUAUUCCCUGACAAGCCCACGCCUUCCUCUUUACUUGCUUGUAGUGUGAGUGCCAGUGUGCCACUUCCAAGAGCUACCUCACAAGGAACUACAAAUCUUUAACUUCUGACAUCUCUCUCCCUCUUUCUUUCUUGCUUCAAGUGGAAGCUCGCAUAGAGAGAGAGAGAGAGAGAGAGAGAGAGAGAGAGAGAGAGAGCUAAAAUAGGAAAGGGAAAAUGGGUGUAGGCGCCAGCAACUUUGUCAUCAGAUGGAUCAACUUUCUCACCAUGCUUUUAGCUAUAGCUGUCAUAAUUUUUGGAGUAUGGAUGAGCACACAUCAUGACAGCUGCCGAAGGUUUCUCACUCUCCCUGUGCUAGGCCUUGGGGCUUUCAUAUUUGUAAUAUCAAUAAUUGGCUUCUUGGGUGCGCUGAAGAACAACUCCAUAUUGUUGUGGAUUUAUCUGAUUUUGCUGUGCGUCAUUUUGGUGGCUAUUCUGGUUUUCACAGUAUUGGCGUUUAUUGUAACAAAUAAUGGAUCUGGUCAUAGUGUCCCUGGUUUGAGGUAUAAGGAGUAUGAACUUCAGGAUUUCAGCUCAUGGUUUCUUAAACAGCUGAACGAUACCCAAAAUUGGAAGCAAUUGAAGAGUUGUCUUGUGAAAUCUGAUGACUGCAAUAAUCUAUCCAAGAAAUAUAAGACUCUUAAGCAGUAUAAGUCAGCAAAGCUGACCCCUAUUGAAGCUGGUUGCUGCCGACCACCAUCCAAAUGUGGUUAUCCUGCUGUCAAUGCUUCAUAUUAUGAUUUGAGCUUCCACCCAAUCAGCUCUGACAAGGACUGUAAACUUUACAAAAAUUCUCGGGCUACCAAAUGCUAUAAUUGUGAUUCCUGCAAAGCUGGAGUUGCACAGUACAUGAAAACUGAGUGGAGAGUGGUUGCAAUCUUUAAUGUGAUUUUAUUUGUUGUCUUGUCAAUGAUUUAUUUUGUGGGAUGCUGUGCAAGACGAAAUGCUGCUGCUGCUAAUCGAUCUAAAGCUUGAUUCCUGAAACUAUGCUGAUUCAUCAGUUGUUGUUUUUUCCAUUGUUAGAAGAAGGGAGAGGAGCAGUUGUAAAUUGUUUUCUGUAUUGGAUUGUAGAGUUUUAGGCCUGAGGCCUGCUGUUUGUAAGCAAUGAAAUUUACGAAACUAUGGAUAAAAAAAAAAAAAAAAGACUUUUAUUAUCGUAUAGAUAAGACAUGCAGAUGAUUUCUUGGUUAA